CUCUUCAUUAAUAGUUUUUUUUUUUUUUAACCGUUUAAAGAUUUAAAAGUCUCGACUCUUGAACUCGUCAUCUUUACAGAAAUUUUGAAGCCCGAGGCCGAUGAAUUCUGCCAUCUUUACCCGACUGAAUAGCCUGAGAGCCUUCGCUCGUCUCCGACUAUCGCUGGCACUCCUUCCUCCGGCAUCAAAGCUUCUCUCCACGAAAACAAGACCACCCCCUCGCCGGACUCUUUCCUCUGCCAUCUAUCCGUUGGGCCACCCCAGCUUCGACCUCUCGCUGGAACUCGACCGCUGGAUCUUGAGCGGCAAUGCCAUCCGCCUCGUAGAGCUCCAGAAUCUAAUCCGCGACCUUCGUAGUCGCCGCAGACACAAGCAAGCCCUCGAGGUUUCUGAAUGGAUGAAAGUCAAAUGGAUGAAAGAGAAAGGCAGCAUAUCGUUCAUGGCGAGCGACCACGCUGUUCAUCUGGAUCUCAUUGGAGAAGUUCUUGGACUCUCCUCCGCAAAAAAGUACUUCGAGAGCUUGAAAGAGAAGGACAAGAAUGAGAAAACCUAUGGAGCUCUCUUGAACUGCUAUGUCAGAGAGCGUCUGAUAGAUGAAUCUUUAUCUCACUUGCAGAAGAUGAAAGAUAUGGGAAUGGCUUCUUCCUCUCUCCCUUACAACAACAUAAUGUGUCUUUACGCAAAUACAGGCCAGCAUGAAAAGGUUCCUUUGGUGCUGGAAGAGAUGAAGAACAAUAUGGUUUUGCCUGACAACUUUAGCUACAGGAUUUGCAUCAAUUCUUUUGGUACAAAAUCUGACAUUGAAGGAAUGGAAAAGGUUUUGGAUGAAAUGGAACUUCAGCCACAAAUUGUCAUGGACUGGAACACAUAUUCAGUCGUUGCAAACAACUAUAUCAAAUCUGGGCUCAAUUUGAAGGCAGUUUCUGCCCUGAAGAAAGCUGAACAGAAGUUAGAAAAGAAGAAUGGCCUCUGCUACAAUCACUUAAUCUCACUGUAUGGCGUUUUGGGAAACAAACAAGAGAUGUGGAGGUUGUGGGAGCUUCAGAAGGUGAACUGCAAGAAAAUCAUCAAUAGGGAUUACACUACCAUGCUUGGAGCAUUGGUGAAGCUCGGGGAGCUGGAAGAAGCCGAGCAAUUGCUAAAGGAAUGGGAAUCAAGCUGCGGAACUUUUGAUUUUCGAGUUCCGAAUGUUCUUCUCGUUGCAUAUCGACAGAGAGGUUUAAUGGAGAAGGCUGAGGAGAUGAUCGAUGACUUUCUGAAGAAAAAGAAGACUCCACCAUCAAAUACCUGGGGGAUUGUUGCCACUGGCUAUGCAGAGAAAGGUUCAUUUCAGCUUUGCAAAAGUUUGCUUUGGGAUUAGAAUGUUUACAUGAGCAUCAUUAGAAUCUAGCACAAAUAUGUAUUCCCUUCUCUCAACUAUUUGGGAUCCUUAGUGGCGGAGAAUCGAAAAGCAGAGGAGAAGAGUGUACUACAAGUUAGGCUUCAUUUGAGACAACUUUUUUAAAUAGAUUUUUAGUACAAAAAUAUUUUGAAACCAAUGAAAAAAUUAUGACAAAAAAUUGUCACAAAUGCAGCCUGAAGCAUAAAUGUCGGAGGAUUUGAAUGUAGAGGAAAUGCCUUAAUCCAACAAUAGUUUGAUAAUGUAGGUGUUGUCACUGAUUCAUUUUGUUAUAGUAAAUAGUUUAAGCUUUCAUGAUUUUAACUUUGGAGUUAGUACCGGUUGGGAACUUUUCUUUGUAGAGGUGGAUCAUAACCAAAUCCUAGCAAUGAAGAUCUUGCAGC
Messenger RNA from Dendrobium catenatum, 1782 nucleotides. Its product is annotated as pentatricopeptide repeat-containing protein At4g21705, mitochondrial. The coding region runs from base 101 to 1360 and encodes 419 amino acids. Lineage: Eukaryota; Viridiplantae; Streptophyta; Magnoliopsida; Asparagales; Orchidaceae. Gene Ontology annotation, cellular component: mitochondrion. Gene Ontology annotation, molecular function: protein binding. The record is from RefSeq and is a predicted model, not a curated record. The transcript has 3 exons.